CCAUGAAUCUUUGUUUUGACUCAGGAGCUUCUCCUGGAAGACCCCCAUAGGCAUUUGUCUUGGCAGCAGCACCUGGACGAGUGUCACCAGGGGUUCUUGCAUGGGGACAGCUCUUCCAGCCUCCAACACCUGCCCCCAUCUCCCCAUGACUGCAAGCCAGAGAAGUGAAGAGCCAGGGUUUUGAGACCUGGCAUUGAACUCGGACUUGAUACUUGUGGCAUUGAUGGUGUUUGGCGUAUUUCAGUGCAAUGUGAGGUACAUGGUGAGUAUUCUCAUGUGCUUCUUUUCCUUCCCAGCAGCCCACCCCAUGAAUGAUACAACGCAUCAUCCCUGUAUUAUAGAAAUCCAGUCUCCAGAGUAAUAUAGAAGGAAAAAAGUGGUGAGCUUUGCAGGCAGGGGCUGAGGCUGCAAAACGAGGAGGGCUGUGUUGGACUGGGGCAUUAGCAUUUUACUAAUAAAAUAUUGCUCAUUGGUGACAAGCUUACAGCAUUAGAAGAAAAGCUGCUCUGAGCUCUGCUGGGCUUACGCAGAUGGUGCCAAAAUAGCUAAUUUUGACUCCUAAAGUCUGCUCAGAACAAAGAAUUUUGGUUUCUUUAAACAAAUUAGCUAUGAAAGCUGCUAAACACCUUGGAGAGUGAGCAGUGAGAAAGCCAAGCCAUGAAAACACGUUAACAGCCAAGUUAAUAGCCAGCAGUUUCGAGCCCUGCCAGGAGGGAGAGGAUUUGGGGCUGGGCUUUGCUUCUGGUGCCCUCCAUUCCUUUAGAGUCCCUGGAGCUGUGGGGCAGAAAUGUCCCUGUCCCGCGUGAGCUGUCGCUGGAAUCUGGCUGGGCAGCCAGGCUGCUGUGAGCCUGCAGCUUCUGCAAGGCCUGCAGAUGCCGACCUGGGAAAGGAGAAAAUGUGUGCAGAUCAGUAUUGUCACCUCCUCUGCUCAGGCACCGUGCAUCACUCAGAGAGCAGCACCGCCUUCUCUCUAACAUAAGUUUUGUGUGUUCUUAUAAUGUCAGGGCAAAGUUGGAUGCUAAAAAUCCCUGUAAUAAAUCCAUCUGGUUCAUCUCAUGGAGGUGCCCCAUCAGGCAGGUUGGCACAGGGACAAGCCACAGUGGACUGAGCGUGGCCAAGGUGGUCUCCUGUUGCUGGAGGGGGGCCCAGGCUGUGCUCAGGGACCUUUGUCCCUGAACUCCAGCACUGGGACUGAGCCUGUAGGGGCUGACAUCGUGUCUCAAGCCUGGAUGUGUCCCUCUGACAUGUCAGGGUGGCCAUGCUAACAACAUGCUCACAGCUUAGAGGGCACAAAAAGGCCUUCAAAACAUUUUUGGCUCAUUUCUAGUUCCAUUUGUUUUCAGGUGAAGGCAAAGGGUUCAAGGCUGCAGCGAGUUUGGGGCUCACCUUGCAAAGGUGCUCUGUGCUUGAAGCAAAGCCCUCCCCAGGAUGGGGACCACUGUGUCCCUAGGCAUCCCUGGCCCUGGAGUUCCCUGCAAAGUGAACUAUGGCUGUAGAGCAGAUGGGGACACUGCGUCUUUCCCUCUCCACUCUGAGUCUGCCCAAAGGAGGACCAGACGGGUCCCACCAGCCUCAGUGAGAGGUUAAUGUGAGUUUAAAAGCAAGGAUGUGGGUUUUGAACAGUAAGAAAUCAGCAAAUUAACAAAACGAGGGAUAAUCCCUGCUGCUGGGUUUCCAGGCCCCAAUUCUGCACUGAUCCUGGGCAUGUGUAAAGACAGCAAGGUCCAUCUGCCCGCUGUUUUUGAAGGGAGAAGGCGAACCCAGCUUGAAACCAGGUGAAAUGGGAGCCGGGUCCCCGCCACCCUCCCUGGCUCUGACAGCCCUGCUGCAGGACAGGGCUUCAUCAGGCAAGCUGGGCUGGUGGGUGCCCUGCUGCAGCUUAAGAACAGCUUCUCUCUACAUUUUUCCUUUUUUUUAUGUUUUCCUGAAGAUUUCAGGAAGACUCGCACCAGGGAUACCCACAGGGGCGGUGAGGGAAGCAUGGCUGGAAGCAUCGCGUGUUUGGGGCUCCCACAGCGCCAUGCAUGGGAGACUUGUGCUUAACUAAAACUACAGCAAUGCAAACUCCCAUAAUUGGUUGGUAACAUCAAAUCUACAGGAGCAGAUGUGCUUAUAGGUGGUUGCAGUGUGUUUGCUGCUUCCCCAGCAGCUCCUUGAGGGCCCUUCAGGCGCGGAGCUGGCAGCACCACACAUCCAUCUCCAUCUGCCUUCAUGCGCUGCGUACAAGUUGGACAUUUCGAGCAGCAAAACCCACUUGGAUCCUGCAGUUAUUUUCACAUAGGGUCCACUUUUUGCAACUUGUGCUCUCCCAAGUGCGUGUUAUCGGGUAUACCCCGCAACCAUGAAAGCCACUCUGCUAAGUGGAAGCUGCAGCGUAGCAGGUGAUGGGCUCUGAGGGAUGAAAACCAGCUGUGGGUGAUUUCUGUACAGGUGGACCUGGUUUGCUGUAAGGACGGGAGGGCUUGGCAAGGUUAUAGAAGCCACUGGGGCUGCCCAGAAGGAAGGAGGCUUGCUUUCAACUUCCAAGAUAGUCUAUUGAGCAUUGGAGAUGUGAUACUGAAGGAUACUUGUGGAUGGUGCCUGUGGCACUCAGGAGACCUCCUUUCCUGUUUCCCUUCCUGGAAAGGCAACGUAUGACCUGAGACAGAGGAAUGUGGGUGCCACUUCUGCCUGCACAGAGGUCAGGUGUUUUACCUACCGGAUUGAGGCUUUCUCUGCACACAGCAGAGGAAAAACAUGGGGUGAAAGAGAGGCUGGUGAAACCUCUUCCCAGCCUGGCUCACACAUCACACACCCACUGCUCCAGCUGUCCCUGUGGCCAGCACCCUCCUGCCUGCACAUCAGCAAGGAGAGCUGUCUGCACUUGUUUCUACCCUGGGAUCCCAAAAUGAGGCCAGAUUUUGCAUCGGUUGAGGUUGCUGAGCUAAAAGGAUGACGCAGAGCCAUUGCCAUGGAGACAGAAAGCCAAGCCAGGGUAGGACCCCGUGGCCAGCAUGGGAUGCUGGGAUGGGACACUGGCGAGGGAUCCCAUUUCUGAGCAGUUGCUGCACCUCCAGUGAAUUGACCUGACACCUCCUCUUGCAAGUCUCUUGUCUGCCCAGAACAGAUACAUUGAAUCCUGCUUCCAUGUCAGCAAAAAGAGAAUUAUUGUCUCGGAUUAUAAAUUAAUUAAAUCAGAUUUGGAGUCUCCAGACAGCAUUGCUGCCCUGUAGCAAUAUGUUAAAUCAAUGAAACUCUCUAGCCCAUACUGGAAACUUUGAGUGGGAGAAGGAGCAAUGGGUCUUCCAGCCUUGAGACCUAUGCAAGCAAGCAGAUGGUUUGCCCUCCAGAAAAUACGACACAGAGAGACAGGAUGCAAGCCGGUGCAUGAAAAUCAUGCAGUAAUGACAGAAGUUGACACCACUUGGCUUGAGAAUGGAAGAGCCUGCCCACCUGUGUGCUUGGCCACCCCUGGCUUUCCAGGCAGCCCCACCAUUUGUCAGAGAUGUUUUUUUGGACAAGAUCCUGCACAGCUCUGUAUCUGGCUGAUGGGUUUCCUGCAACCCCGCUGCAUGGAUUGCAUGUCAUCCCCCUGCCCCUGUGCCCAGCACACCCUGCAAAACUGCGGUCAGACACAAGCAUGUGGGGAAGGAUGGCUGAGCUUCUCCUGGCUGGAGUAGGGCAGGGAGGUGCCCCAAACAGGGCAAGCACUCCAUGCUCGAUGCAGAGUCUGCUUGCUCUCGGCUAAUUACAUGGAGCCAGGGUGGGUCUGAUCCAACUUGGAAGCUCUUCUCACCUGAAAAGCCUUUGCUGUGGUGUUUUUUACAUGUUGCUAUAAUACCCAGCUCUGUCUUUUCAUCUUAUCCUCAGAAACCCGCUGUUUUCCCCAGCGUCACAAGAAGCUCUCUGCUAACAUCCUUGUAGUUAAUAAAAUCAAAGAGAUGCCACUUCCAUUAAGAAAGCAGCAACACACCAAGAGGAAAAUGAGCUGCCAACUGCAGCCUUGCUCGGCAAUGUCCUUCUCCCUGCUCUGCCUGUGAAACCCCAAGCACCCCAACAGACACCAAGACCUGCCAAGUCAAUGGGAAAACUUGAUGGAGCAAGACUUUUGCCCAAUGCAUCUCCCUUUUUAAAAUGGUAAUGUGAUGGCUGUCUGUCCUGAUAAGGCAGAGACAUGUCAGAAUGUCACUUCUGAGAUACCAAAGCAGAGCAGUGUCCAUGUGUUAGCUGGGCUGGAGUUCAGCUCAGGAUGUGUGAAUCGGCCACAUUUGCCCUCUGUUGACACAAUGUCCUGAUGCUUUGUGGGCGCUGUGACACUGCAGGAGGGUGAAAAAUAGGGGGCUGAGCACAUCUGUGAGAAAUGGCAACUUUGGGUUUGGUCAGCUGGGUCUAACGCUGUUGGUACCUUGGUAAUGCAAAUAUUUGCAAACACUGAUUUCUGCCUCGGACAAAAUAUCUCCCUAGCUGCAAGCUUUCCAGGGGACUUGGUGCCCUGAAAGGACAAAACCGAAUGAGGCCACGUGCAAGAUUUAGGUUGCUGGAGAAAAGAAGAUUUGGACAAACCUUCCAUGGAUCAAACUUCACACCUAACACUGUCUGAAGAACGCAAUGAUAAAAUCAUGGUAAACGAGGACUCUCUUCAAAGUCACUGUCACUAAAAGUGGCUCUACAGGCAGUUUCUGGAUCCUCCAUCUGCACUGCAGCAGGAGACCUCCUGUGUCAUGGCUGUGGCUCAGCCCAUUACAAAGAAAAUAGAAGAGAUGUAAAAUUCAGAAGCAAACAUCAAAAAAAUCUCAGAAUUCAGGGUCACAUCGUGCUGAGGUUUAUUUGCCCCUCACUACAGCCUGCAUCUUGUGAGGAGCUCCUGAAAGCAGUGCUUGCUGCACAGCUUGGCAAAGUCAGCCACAAGCACUGUGCCCCGCAGCAAUGACCAAACUGGAAAUCAGAUAGCAGGCAGCAUCCCACUUAAACAUGGCACACGUGGUCCACACUUCAGGCUACUUUCCAGUAUCUCCAGAAAGAGAUCUUUUAAUUGAAAGCCUUAAUGUUUCUCGUUAUAUUUAAAAUUAGAGCGGAACGGCAAUAAAAUUGGUCAUGGAAUAGAGACAAGUUUUAAGAGAGAGAAUGAAAUGUAUUUUUCAUUUUUACAUUGGAGCCCCCCCCUCAGAAACCCAUGCACAUAUAAUACGUCAGUGCAAGGAUUAAUAAUUAAAGGAACAACAACCGCAUGUCUCUGCGAUGCACACGAGAAAGCAACAAUUCAGGCUGGAGGCUGCACUCUCUGGGGACAUGCUGUUUUUGCUGGCAUUUCACCUCCGCGUGGUGCUCCUCCUUUAUAUAGAGAAGUGCUUUCCUGCAUCCUCUACCAAGGAACAUAUUGCCUAGUAAUUUGCAGCUGAUGGUUCACCUCAGCAUUAACCUGGGAAAUUGUAUCCAUGCUUGCCAUCAGGUUGAUUUUGGAAGUGUUCACACAGAUCAUAAGUGAUUUGGAUAGAUGUGCUUUGGGGUGAAACCUUCCUGCCACUAGCAGGAACCCACUCAGUCUGGUGGUGCUGCUCCAGCUCACCAGACAGCCCGAGGGUGGUGCAACUCAGAGCUGCGGCUACCCAAGACUUGUGGAAAAGCAGGCUCCAAAACUGCUUUCUCUUGCCUCCCUAGAGCCAGAUGGAUGUCAACAGGCUACUGCGACGAGACGGAGCCUCUCCGUUCCUCAGCGUGGCCCUGGGCCAAGCAGACGCCUGAGCGCACCACUCUGCAGAGCUGUCCUGCAGCGCCAUCCAGCACGCGCCCUCACCACGCUCAGGAGCACCUCACCGGGUGCUGAAGGCUCAGCCCCCAGGGCGUUGGUGUGCUUUGAAGCUCGAGUCCAUCUCCGACUUGAAUGCAGUUUCACCGACCAGGCCCCAGCCAUGAUUUCUCUCCUUCCACAUCUUUCCUUCCUCCAUGUUGGUAGUCUCCUUGUUCAUUAAAAAGAAAAAAACAACAAAAAAAAAACCUGCUAAUUAUCUCAGCAGCUUGGAACUGGGUUGCAGCAUGGAAUUAAAACCAGCUUUUCAUUUUGGCAUCCACAACCUUGUGUAAUUAAUAAGAAAAGAGAAAGCCAGAACAUGCAGGUCAGCCCUGAGUGUGAGGAGGAGAUUGAUUGGACACAGCCAGCACCAGCCAUGAUGCUCUGAAGCUGGCCUCGGUGACGGUGGGUUGCAUUUUGGGGCCAAACCAGGAAAAAAGAGGAGGAGAUAAGGUUCUUUCUUUCCUGGUUGUUCCUCUUUGUUUUUUCUCAUUUGAGCUUAAAGUCUGGACCAAGUCGAGCUCAAUGCAAACCCUGGUUCUUUGCCACUCAGUCUUCUGCACCUCUUUGCUGGGGAAGGAAUGGGAAAGCAAUCUGUCAAGGCGUGACCACAUGUUUUCACUGUGUGCCAUGCUGAGAAGAUCAGGAUGCUCCAAGAGAGUCGACUGUUGGAGACGGAUGCUUUGAUGGAGAUCUGGAAGACCCCUGAAGGAACCCAAUGGCUAGGAAGUUGAAGGUGGGAUCAGCACCACUUGCGCUCCUGAUGGUGGCAGAUCCUCUUCUGGCACCUUGGCACAAACAAGUGGUCACCACGUCCAAACGGGAAUGCUCCCGAUGGCCAUGCCAUGCUGGGGUGACGCAGCCCUUCCCUGUGGCCACCCAGCGUGGGAGGGCAGAGCCUUUGGGCACCAACACUGGCAUCCAGGAGAGGUGGUAGCACUAGGACAGAGGGGACAAGACCCUCCUCCCACCUUGCCAGAGCUGCCAGGAGCUCGUAGAAAGCAAACUUUCCUCCCUCCGUCUCACCAUGCUGCCAAUAGCAUCUCUGCUCGCGAGUGGCCGUGCCUGUUCUCCAAAGCAUUGAUUUACAAUUUGUUGCUGCUGUCACCGAGGAACUCCCGCCGCUGCUUACUACGGGCUUGCUGGAUUGCCAGGAUGGUCCCGAUGGCAGCUGAAUUGCUGCUGGAGCUGGCAGGCCGGAGCAGGAGAGCAUCGCUCCUGGGGAGCAACAACACCAAAUUGGGGUUCUAGCCCUUUAAAUCCGAUCCGGUACUGGAAAAAAAAAGAGCGAGCAGGCAAGCAGGAGAGAGCCUUCAGACUCUUUUAAUUAACGCUUGUACUCUAUUCUGUCUUCCCAAGUAGCGGUAGACACUCUCGCUUCUUCCGGACGACCUCGGGGCUCGCCAGCACCACGGCAUGGCUGGGGGCAGCCGCUCACCUGGGACCGGCGGCAGCAGAGUCGCACUGCUGGCUUCGCUCUCCCCAUGAUGAGCUCGCACACCUCCGCGAACCUGCCGCCGCAUCUGCCUGAUGGGGCUGAUCGAAGAGCGUGGAGAGGGGCAGCCCAAGCAUGAAGGUGGCCGAGGGGACGAGUCGCCCGGGGAGACAGAGGAGCCGCAGCAGAGGAGCAGGCAACCGGAGUUUCCCUCCUGGGAGAAGAUGCCAUUCCACCAUGUAACAGCUGGCUUGUUGUACAAAGGCAACUACCUGAACCGAUCGCUCUCCGCCGGCAGCGACAGUGAACAGCUAGCAAAUAUCUCUGUGGAGGAAUUGGACGAAAUCCGUGAAGCUUUCCGGGUGCUGGAUAGAGAUGGGAAUGGCUUUAUAUCCAAGCAGGAGCUGGGCAUGGCGAUGCGCUCGUUGGGAUAUAUGCCCAGUGAGGUGGAGCUGGCGAUUAUCAUGCAACGCCUCGACAUGGACGGGGAUGGCCAGGUUGAUUUUGAUGAAUUUAUGACCAUUCUGGGACCUAAACUGGUAUCAUCAGAAGGCAGAGAUGGCUUUCUGGGAAAUACAAUAGACAGCAUAUUCUGGCAGUUCGACAUGCAGAGGAUAACACUAGAAGAGCUGAAACACAUCCUCUACCACGCCUUCCGGGACCACUUAACGAUGAAGGACAUUGAGAACAUCAUUAUCAAUGAAGAGGAGAGUUUAAAUGAAAACUCUGGCAACUGUCAAACAGAGUUUGAAGUGCACGCCCAGAAGCAGAACAGACAGACCUGUGUACGGAAGAGCCUUAUCUGCGCAUUUGCCAUGGCCUUUAUUAUAAGCGUGAUGUUGAUUGCGGCCAACCAGAUCCUGCGGAGCGGCAUGGAGUAGCCUCUCGCCAUGACACUGUGAACCAAACUGACCAUGCAUGCGCAUGCCACCGGGUGAGCUUCCCCUGAACCGACUCUCACACGGCAAAGAGACAGAGGCAGGCAGAUAACGCACCAUUCGACAAGGAGCCUGGGGCCAGCAGCGUAACGUGUCUUGUGAAUCAACUACAUCCUUUUGGCAGGGACAUAAAAGGGCUGUCUUAAUGCUUUAAAGGUUUUGUUUCCUAAUGCAAUAAAAAAAAAUAUACAGGAGUCCUGAAUUAUUGCUUCAAAACAGCAAUGGUAACUUGGAAGACACUUUCAUCCAGCAGUCUGUUUUGCAGUUUCAAGGAGGCACAGCCUCGUGACUCAUUGCAGCAGGGCUGUCUUUUAACCUAGGGGCCAACUGACUAUUUUGCAUAGCUCUCCGCCGGGCCCACAUUCCCAGGAAGUUGAUCGUAGCAUUGCCACAAGCAAGUCUUGUUCAUUUUAUUUCAUGUACUUCAGCUUCACUUUGUUUUUCCCUUAUGACCAUGCCUUUGAGUUUACGGCAUUAGAGGGGAGCUAGAGCAUCCUUGUACAGUAUUUUCAAAGUAAAAAGAGGAGAAAUUGCCAGCGUCAUACAAAAUGUCUAUUUUUGCUUCAUAAUACCGCCUUUGACACCAGACUGUGGGGUAGCAUGAGUCUGUCUGACAUUUUUUCCCACCGCAAAUCAGGGUUUAAGAACCACCACCCGCUUUCACACAUGGGCAUUCCUGAGAUUUGUGCAGUCUUCCAGCCAACCCUGCAACCACCAGCACCAGCCUUCUCUUUGGUCCCACCUGCGUAUUCAACAACAUUUUCUUUUCAGAAGUCUUGCCCUCUCACUAUAUUGGUAUUCAACAACCUUAUCUGAGACCAAAACCAUAAGGAAAGCUCUUUCUCAGCUUUUCUUCCUACUACUCAUCUGCCCAAUUUGUAUUUAAUUUCAUUUGCCGUCGUUGUAAUCUGCAGUGAAUCCUCCAUGUCAGACACCUUCUCAUGAGAGACAUUACAUACUCACCUGUGUGGUGAUGUGGGAUUUGACCAGCCAGCUGCUCCAGACCCUCACUGGAGCCAUCCCACCACCGCUGCCACUGCUCCACCCAUCCCAUGGAUGGGCUCAAGAGAGGAUGAGCUGGAAAGCAGGCUGCAGCAAGAGAAGAAGGAAUCAAACUUGAGCAUACCGCCAUAUGUUAUGUAGUGUGUCAGACUUUCAGAUCCCGCAAGUGUUAGUUAUUUUUCCUGGAAGAGAUUUUAAUGUGCAUCAAAGAGAAGAUGGAGUGAUGCAAACAAGAGACACAACACAUCCCGCGGAAAGUGCAGGGACUGCACACUCCUGGAGCCAGGAUUACAUCGGAAAGUGUUUCUCCUUUUAAACAUGAUACAAAUCCUUGCACUUAGCUUCAGAUGAACUGUGCAUCUGUGUGUCACCCCUGGGAGAGAUCUGGUUUCCUUGACCUCAUGGGAGAUAUUUGUGGCCAGCACAUGCGGAGCCAGUGCGGGAAGCAUUCACGCAGGCGUCAGAGCUGCGGUGGCUUCAUGCUGCCAGCUGGGCAAGCUCCAGAAACACCAAGGAACAGUGAGAUCCUGCUCCUGGAACGUAGAUGACUGUUUCCUGUGUCAUGAGAGGGGGGCAGGAUGGCUCCCAGAGGGAUUGUGAACCAUGAGCUUCCCUUGUCCUACACAGCAGUCAUUGGCUUAAGCCUGGAUCCAUCUCAAAGACUUGUUUCAGGUCUUUUUUUUGUCUUUUUUUUUUUUUUUGGUUACAAGUUCAAUUGAUAAUAUUUAACCUGUGUUUCUUUUUCGUAGCCUAAUUUGAAAAUGUGUUUCUCAUUUUUCUGUCUCCCACUAGCCUUUUAAACUCAUGUCACUGCUUAGGAUUUCUCUUUAGGUGUGUGUUGUAGUUGCCCACUUCCACAUUGCCAUUUUCCUGGUGCCCCCCUCCAUAUCUGAAGAUGACAGCUGUCAUUUCCAAAGCAGCUGAGUUGUUUUUCUGCCUUCCACAAACACACACUUCUGUAUUUCUGUUCUGCUGUGACUAAUAGAGGUCAACCACAAAACAUUCCGCUAAAAUUUUUACAUCUCCUAGAAGAUAGAGGGAUUUGUGUUUCCUAUAGGGCAGGAGCAGACUUCAAACUAACAGCAGAAAAUCAUAGACAAGCUCAAGCAAAGGUUUCACUCUGCUGGGGAAAAUCAGGGGUGCUCCCAACACUCACUGUGCUGGAUAUUGCAGAUAAUGAGCUUGGAUAUCUUUUUGAGGGAACUGUCAUCCACAUUUUUAGGUCUCAGGGGCACAUGAAUUGGUGGGGGCAGCAGAAAAUAGUGUAAAUGUUGCUUGCCACUGAGUGGUACUUAUUAAGAUUUUUUUUUUUUCCUGGGAUGGUGCUGGAGUGGAUGUGGGAAGCAGAGCAGACGGAGAUGGAGCAUUGGUGGGCACUGACCCACCAACCCCGCUCAGCACAGCAGCUCCAUGGGGCAGAGCAUUGCCUCUUUGCUUAGCACAGAAAGACAAGUAAAACACACCAGGCUUUUCUCCAUGUUCUUCUCACUCAUCCAACAGCUAACACCAGGCAGACUCCAAUUAUAACAGCUACCUUACAGACAAGAUAAUCUUUUCCAUUCCUCCAAGCUUUCUAGAGGCUCCAUAAUUUCUACAUGCAUGUUCCAUAAAAUAAAAAAAACACUUUGUAAAUACAGUCAUUGUUCAGCACAAUUCUUCGUCUUGAAGGUCCAUUUGUAAAACCAAACCUAUAAUUAAUAUAUUGGUAAAAGCCAUAGCCUGGGGUCAGUAGAGUUCAUUGCAAAACUCCCCACUGAUUUUACUGGGUACGGGAUUUGGGGAUUUUUUGGUUUUGCUUUUUCUGUGGGGAACCCAAUUUAUCCAUUAUGAAUCAGUGCCAUGUCUUGCCAGAGGUCUCCUCUUCCUUCCUAGAGCAGCCUUUCUUCAUCUAAAGGCAUCUUGAAGAUAUCCCUUCUUUAAUCUGUCAGGCUCUUCUGGUAGUGAGUGGCAAUGCAGGAUGGAUCAGGCCAAGCUGUUUCAACCCUUCCACUCCCAGCAACCUCCAGCAACCUUUCUAGUUACACCUUCCCAUCCUUCCUGGCCAGCAGGACUGGACCUCUGUCUCCUCCCUCCCUCCCUCUCCCUGGCUCCAUUUAUGUAACAUCCAUUUAUCUUCUUUCCUUUUUUUUUUUUUUUUUUUUGUAUUCUUCUACAUAAGAGAUGGAAAAAGGGGCUUUUUUAUUGCUUUUACAGACAGUAGGUAAAAAUAGAGCAGUAAAAUUUCCAUUGGAACCUGAUGGCAAAGGUUUAGGGGGAAGAAAGUAGAAGAAUCAAAUAAAUAAAAAUAAAAAUAAAAACACAUCCCAUACUUAAAAAAAAUAAAAAAUAAAAAAAAAAACCACCACUAUUUAAGUGCUAAUUAACAUACUUUAAAAAAUACCCAGACUGCAGCAGGGCUAGGUAGAGCUGUCAGAAAAAGCACUAAACUUAUGCUCUUGCCAGUUACAUGAGAAUUUAAGUGUCUUUUCAGCACUGCAAUUCUGUAUGAAAAGGAUAUUGCUAUGGCAACCCUCGCUGUUCGUGACAUGUGUGCCACAAGUUGGAGCGACACACAGCAAUUGCAAACAUGCUCCCAGCCACACCAAGGCUGGACAAAUGACUCCCAGCAGCCCAGGACAGCCGUUGAGCUCAUGGAUUAGCAAAUUAUCAGCAAAUUCUGAGCACCCUGAAGAUGACUCUGUUGGCUUAGUCACAAAAUAUAAAAAUAAGGUGUGCAAUUAAACAGAUUGGCACAGAGGGAAAGAUUUAAGGUGGCCGUGAUUGUUUUAGCUUGAGAGAGGCUUUAGUUUGGUUUGGCUUGGGAGCAAGUAAAAUUAAGGCAGUGUACGUGCUGCUCAACACAGGCCGCCUUGGGCUUGUUGGGCACAUCCAUCAUGGAGGGACCAGUCCUGAUGGGAAAGAUUUGGCUUAUUGCUCUGGCACAGCGCAGGGCUGCUUUGCUGAGAACCAUUUGUGGCUUUAACUUUGAAGGCACAGCCUGAUUUUCAAGUACCACAAGGCAUUUGCACCUGGAGAAGCCAACGAGGGGGCAGCAAGCAUGUGACACUUCAGAGGCCACAGAGAAAUGAAUUCCAGCAAAAAGCUGCUCUGGGAGCAUGGAUUGCCUGUCAGAUCCGAAGCCAUACCAUCAGGUCAGCCACAAAGGCCUCAGCUGAGGCGUUACUGUGCAGGCCAAGAGCAGCGUGGUGCUGGACCUCAGGGGCAGGCACUUGCCCACAACAGGCUGCACCACCUCAGGGCCUCACUGGGGCCUGGCUCCACCACUGAGAAGGCUUUAAUAAUCAGGUGCAGUAUUGGCAGUGGUAUAGAGAACUAAAAACCACAAGCAGUGUGGGCAACUGGAAACACUCUUUUAGGGGGCGUUUGGUCCUCAUGCUGGUAGAGGUCAUAUAGAGAUGACAAAGGACAAAAAGUCUUGAAAAGAAAGAAGUAAUUAAUUUUUCAGUUUGAUGGGUACCUACAAAUGUGCUGGUAACUGUUAGAGGACACCCCAUUCUGGUGGAGGUACUCAUGGACCUCCCCAGGACAAGGGUCACCUGUGAGCAGGUAUAGGAGACCUGUCUACAUGCCCCCGCUCCCAGGUGAACUAGAGCUGGAUAUUGGGGUAUCACCUGCUGAGAGACUUCAUACAUGCUAUUUGGUGGUUACUGGGCACUCACUUUGGAUAUGAUGAACUGUUAGAGCUGGAUGUUACUUGCUUUACGUUAAAGAUUUACAUGAACUCGGGGGAAAAAAAAGAAAAAAAGUUAUAUAAGAUAUAUGCACUGUUUUAAGCUGAGGCCAGUCUUUCUCCCAUAAGUAAUAGAAUAGUGAGGAAGUAAAUCAAGAACAGGUAGGAAGCAUUCCUAAAGAUGCUACUUGAGAUGGAUGAAGUCUUUUUGACAGACUUGGAUGAGCAAAGUACCUACUGGCAAACACUUUAUUCCAUGGAAAGAACGCACUGCAUCUUUCUGCCUGCUCCAAAAGACCAAAGCAUCUCCUGGGACACCCAGAGGACCAUGCAAGGCUAUCCAAGGUCCAGUGCUGGCUCUGCUCGAGAUGACACAUUGCUUUGCGAGGUGCCCGGUACUUUUCAGCUUUUUUCCAUGAAAGACUCUCUUUCCCUGCACGUAGCGUGCACGUGCCCAGAGCAAGUCGCACUGCCAAGGGCUGUCAUUGCACAAAAGCAAGAGUUUCACAGUCCCGAGUCAGACUUAGAUCUGCAAAGAGAGAAGCAGUAGGAGGAAUACAUUAAGAUCACUAAGAAUGAAGUUCCCUAUUUUAUCCACCCGUGUAAUAAAUUAUUUAGUUUCUGCUUUAUGGAUGACUAUUUGAAAGAAGAAAAACCAACUCUUCUAAAAUGAGAAUCUGAUAAAGUAUCUUUUUUUUUUUUUUUUCUUGGCUCUGAAUCAUGCUUACAUUCCACAGAUGGAGAUGUACAGAACUUGCUGGUUUUCAAUCUAUUAUUUUACUGUACUGAGUUCUGACAGUGCAAUUAUAUUUCCCUGGUAUCACUUAAAACCUAUUACUUUCCCAGGAACUAAGGAAUUUAAUACAGAAAAACAAAAGGCUCAAAACAUUUUAAUCUCUCUGUGUUGUUGGUUAUUAUCAGAAACGAAUCUUGUUUUUCUCCAGUUCAAGUAGCAUGUUUUAGGCAGCUCUAUGAAGUGGAGUCUGAAGUUUUUCAGACUUUCGUUCCAGUGGCAAAUGUCUGAAAAAUGCCUCAGUUUGGCAUCUUCAGUAGAAAAGAAUUUCAGCCCCAAAAUGGAGGGGAAAAGGGAGAAAAAGGAAUUCCUCUGAAUCUAGUGAUCAGUUCUUGGCAAUUCGACCAUGAAAAUACUUUUUUUUUUUUAAUUUUUAUUAUCUUCUGUCAGGACAGAACAAAAUACUUUGUAGCCUUGAAGACUAUUACUAAAUGAAAUUUCCAUUUUCCAUCCAAUUAUUUUUCUACAGCUGUUCAUGGCCAAUAUUUGCCAGCAUCAUGAAUAAGCAUCUUCAAACCCACUCAUCGCUUUAGGCAAGUUCCAUAAUGCAACUUUCCUUUAUCAGCUUGCAUUGGCCAACAAGUAGACAUUUGACCAUCCCAUAUAAAGCUGUCGAGCUUGCUCUAGUAGCUACUCUUCCAGUCUUGCCAACACUCAGGCAUGUUGUCUCUCCUGUGAGCAGUCCCACCACACUCAAACCAUGCUGCCGAUGUGUUUGCAGCAUCAGGCCCCUGGGGUUGCCAUUUGACAGCAAUCUUCAAAAAAGUGCACAUAUUUUCAUAUUGCAGCUAUUCAAGAGUGGCAUGACAUUUCCCACCAUCUCUGUCAGAGGAGCCAAAGUUAUUUCAGCUUCAUGCAGCAGCUCGUGUUCUCUCAGAUUUUAAUUGGGGUGGCGGGAGGAAGAAAGCUGAAGUUCCUCUCGGACUCGAGUAAAUAAGAAGUAACUCAUUGGAGUUAAUUGGCUUAAGCUGGAAAAAAAAAAAAAAAAAAA
Messenger RNA from Anas platyrhynchos (mallard), 14596 nucleotides. NCBI's taxonomy places the organism in Eukaryota, Metazoa, Chordata, Aves, Anseriformes, Anatidae. The record is from RefSeq and is a predicted model, not a curated record.